This is a messenger RNA of Biomphalaria glabrata, 768 nucleotides long. RefSeq names its product FMRFamide-related neuropeptides-like. The transcript is spliced from 2 exons. Lineage: Eukaryota; Metazoa; Mollusca; Gastropoda; Planorbidae. The coding region runs from base 1 to 768 and encodes 255 amino acids. The record is from RefSeq and is a predicted model, not a curated record.
AUGUACUCAUCAUGGAUCUCAGGGAGAAAAGAUGAGUUUAAGAAUGCAGGGAGAAAAGAUUUUAGGAAUGAAGGGAAAAUAUAUGAGUUUAAGAAUGCAGGGAGAAAAGAUGAAAUUAAGAAUGCAGGGAGAAAACAUGAGUUUAAGAAUGCAGGGAGAAAAGAUGAGUUUAAGAAUGCAGGGAGAAAAGAUGAGUUUAAGAAUGCAGGGAGAAAAGAUGAGUUUAAGAAUGCAGGGAGAAAAGAUGAGUUUAAGAAUGCAGGGAGAAAAGAUUUUAGGAAUGAAGGGAGAACAUAUAAUUUUAAGAAUGCAGGGAGAACAGAUUUUAAGAAUGCAGGGAGAAAAGAUUUUAGGAAUGAAGGGAGAAAAGAUGAGUUUAAGAAUGCAGGGAGAACAGAUUUUAAGAAUGCAGGGAGAAAAGAUUUUAGAAAUGAAGGGAGAAAAGAUGAGUUUAAGAAUGCAGGGAGAAAAGAUGAGUUUAAGAAUGCAGGGAGAACAGAUUUUAAGAAUGCAGGGAGAAAAGAUUUUAGGAAUGAAGGGAGAAAAGAUGAAUUUAAGAAUGCAGGGAGAAAUGAUGAGUUUAAGAAUACAGGGAGAAAAGAUGAGUUUAGGAAUGCAGAGAGAAAAGAUGAGUUUAAGAAUACAGGGAGAAAAGAUGAGUUUAAGAAUGCAGGAAGAAAAGAUGAGUUUAAGAAUAUAGGGAGAAAAGAUGAGUUUAUAAAUGCAUGGAGAAAGGUUGAAAGUAGUUUUAAUGAAAAAAAAAGAUGA